AUCCAGAAUUAGCACAAAAAACAUUAACCAAUGACCGAAGAGAAUGGCACGGAACAAAACAAUAGAGGCCAUGAAAUUCGACCCGGAAGAGCAUAUUUCCUACAAUACCAAUGCGGAAAGAGAUACCACAGAUGCGGCAGAGUUGACACAGACCUCACAGAUAGACCAAGACGAGGAUAAAUCCUACAACUCCAACAGCAACAAGACUCCAGUGGAGUCAAUUGAAGUGAAGACAGAAGAUGCAAAACCAAAGCAAGAAGAGCAUAUAUCCUACAACACUACUGAGGAUAGCGCUGUAACCGAUUUAACGGAAGCUUCGACUGAGGACACAAAGCUAAAUCCACGAGAACAUAAUUCCUACAACACCAAUGACAAUAAGGCUCUAACCGAUACAACGGAAGUGACAAUGGAGGCAGGAAACCUUGGCCAAGAAGAAAAGAAUUCUCACAGCUCCAACGUGAACAGAUCAGCAGCCCAGGGAACAGAUACGACGGAUUCGCCUCAAAAUUCCUCAGUUAAAAAAUACAGCUCGAAAAAUGCACUAGCAAUGGUGAUGGAUUUUUCGAUAUUGUCUAACAGCACCGUGAUGUUGAUAGACGUCAUCCAGCAGUGGCAGUUAACGACAGAUCCAUUGUUGACAGUUCUCCUUAUCUUGCUGCCAUUCGUCAUGUUUUUACAACUUCCGGUGGCCAUUUUGGUGAUGCUGGCAAUCCACGGAAAUUACCAUGAGAAUACAAGAAGACACAUCCAGAAUAGCAUUUUGGCACUUUUGUCAUUGUCUACUGCUCUUAUGCUGGUUUCAGAUUUGUUAAAAGUGAAGACAGAUUCAGUCCAAGUUGUGGUGGCACCCUCAACUGGGCGCAAAGAGUAA
Messenger RNA from Liolophura sinensis, 871 nucleotides. RefSeq lists its product as uncharacterized. NCBI's taxonomy places the organism in Eukaryota, Metazoa, Mollusca, Polyplacophora, Chitonida, Chitonidae. Bases 44 to 871 code for a protein of 275 amino acids. The record is from RefSeq and is a predicted model, not a curated record. The transcript is spliced from 7 exons.